AGAAGAAAAAAGAGGAUUCCUAAAUGAAAUUAGAAUUGAAAGUCUGUUUGUUGUUAUUGUUGUUGUUGUUUUUCUCUUUUUUACAUUCUGCUGUAAAUUAAUUCUGCCACCUCUCUGCAGUAGCAUUGUUCAGUUCUCCAGGUGGGGCCUUCUCAGAGGACUGCGGCUCACCAUGUCAGAGGGAAACGGCAGCGCAGUGACUGAGUUCGACAUCGUGGGCUUCCCUGGACUCCACCCCGAGUACUACGGCCUGGCGUCCGCAGUCAUGUUCCUGGUGUACGUCUGCACUCUGCUGGGAAAUGCGGUCUUUCUCCUGCUGUUCGCCAAGGACCGCAGUCUCCACAAACCCAUGUACCUCAUCAUUCUGAACUUGGUCGUGUCGGACAUUCUGUUCAGCACCACCACCCUGCCCAAGAUCAUCGCCAGGUACUGGUUUGGGGCGGGAACCAUUUCAUUCAUGGCCUGCUUCGUCCAGAUGUACCUUGUGCACUAUUUCGGAAGCGUCAACUCCUUCGUGUUGUUCAUAAUGGCCCUGGAUCGGUACGCGGCGAUAUGCCACCCUCUCAGGUACCCCAUGAUCAUGACGAACUUCAACGUGAGCGUUCUCUGCGCCACCGCCUGGAUCAUCUCGAAGGCCGUCCCCCUGAUGAUGGUGAUCAGGGCGUACCCACUGCCUUACUGCGCCUCGAACAAGAUAGAGCAGUGCUACUGCGAUCACAUCGCAAUCACAAUGCUGGCGUGCACCGACAGGGCUCCAUACGGCUUCCCGGCCUUCAUUGGCGCCAUGGUGGUGCUGCUCGUGCCGCUGGGGUUCAUCGUCUUCUCCUACGGCUCCAUCGUGGUGGCCGUGCUCCAGAUCGCCGGCGCCGAGGGCCGCCUCAAAAUGCUGUCCACCUGCAGCGCCCAGCUCAUCAUCAUCGCCCUCUACUACCUGCCCCGGUGCUUCGUCUACCUGGCCAGCAACGUGGGCAUCAGGUUCAGCAAGGACCUGCGCAUCGUCAUCAUCAUGCUGUACAGCCUGCUCCCGCCCAUGAUAAACCCGCUCAUAUACUGCUUGAGGACUACGGAGGUGAAGCAGGUCUUGCUGAAAAAAUUCAGGGGACAGAGGGUGCACGUGCAGAGACCAAAUAUCUCUACUCUUUGCAACUAAAUCAACGGAAUUCGAUUAUUUUGAUAUUCACUGUGUCUUUUUUUCCCUCAGAAAAGGUCAAUAUAUGCCAUUUUGCAGGUUGGAGAAACUACUACUGCCAAAUUGUGCAGUACUUUGAAGCGGGCACAACUGCAGCAGUUUCCACAAAGAGGGGACUUUUAUUGUUAGUUCCCUAGCAACGUUUUACAUCCCGUCACAAAAGGAUGCAUCACUUAAAUAUGAAUAAAACUCAUCAGAAGACAUCUUCUCUGUGUACCCAAUGUGAAUUCUAUUGAGAAAAGAAAAUAUUUUCAUUCAAUUCAGAGAACAUGUAAAUGUUUUAAUGUGUGCAUUUUGAACAUUGGGUUAAAGGGUGUAGGCCUACUCAUUACAUCAAGACACAGUAUGUGUCUUUGAAACCAAAUGUAAGGAGUAAAAGAAAACACAAACAUCGUAGUGCUGUCUUAAGUUAUAAAUUAAUACAGAAUUUAAAGUUGUCAAUUCUUCAUCGAGUAAUGUGAUGUCAUCACAAAUGGAACAUGUAGUCCCCACUUUGCAAGAUCCCAUUUUGUUCGAACAGCUGCCAACAUCAUUUGACAUUGCUGCUUUUUAUGAAGCAAAAAUGUCAAAUGAAGAAGCCAAAGAAAAGUUAUAAAAAACAUUUAAAAUAUUUUAAAUAACUCUGACCUAUCAUAUAUGUAAUUCAUCUGGUUGGUUUCACAAGUAUCAUAUGAUGCAAAAACAUGAAAGGCUGUGAUGUUUGUUAAUCACCAUCUGAUGAAACAUUUACCAAAAGAGGCCUUUACAAAAAAAUAGGCUAUUGAUGGCUGUAGAUUAUGACAUAUACUUGGCUUAAAAAUAGCGCUCUUUAUUUUAAUAAAUAAGUACAGUAAUUUUACAGCUACUAUAAGCUAGAUGGCACAUUAUUGAACUCAAUAAGUCAAGAAAUGGAACUUAUUCCCUGGUGGAAUAAGGAGCUAGCUACAAUUCAAUUGAGUGGACACCAGACUGUAGCAUUCAGUCCGCUGGAGAAGCGGAUUUGUCUCAGCUGCGCCGGCUGGUGGAGAGAGCACACGCACCUGGGCCGCGUUAGCUAAUC
Molecule: messenger RNA, 2228 nt
Organism: Anguilla anguilla (European eel)
Lineage: Eukaryota; Metazoa; Chordata; Actinopteri; Anguilliformes; Anguillidae
Product: olfactory receptor 2AT4-like
Exons: 1
Coding region: 173-1150 (325 amino acids)
Biological process (GO): G protein-coupled receptor signaling pathway
Cellular component (GO): membrane
Molecular function (GO): G protein-coupled receptor activity; olfactory receptor activity
Source: RefSeq, a predicted model, not a curated record